Stegastes partitus (bicolor damselfish) is the source of this 979-nucleotide messenger RNA. Its product is annotated as ras-related and estrogen-regulated growth inhibitor-like. The transcript is spliced from 8 exons. Gene Ontology annotation, molecular function: GTPase activity; GTP binding. Bases 113 to 709 code for a protein of 198 amino acids. The record is from RefSeq and is a predicted model, not a curated record. NCBI's taxonomy places the organism in Eukaryota, Metazoa, Chordata, Actinopteri, Pomacentridae.
AGAAGACCGUCACAUCCCUCUGCUCUCUGCCUGCUCAGUGUCUGAGGCUGGAAUUUAUUUCUAUUUUAAGGGUUUCCAUGAGGGGACAAACUGUGGAUUGACUGGCAGGAAAAUGGUUCCAGUUAAACUCCUCAUUCUGGGAGAUCAGAACACUGGGAAAACAGCACUGUGUGUUCGUUUCAUAACCAAACGCUUUAUUGGCGAAUACGACCAUAAAAAGGAGGUGACCUACAGAUGCAGCCGGGUGGUCGACCAAGAAACUGUUGAUCUGGAGAUUCUGGACACAGCUUGUAAAGAGAGCUCUGUGGCUUCUCUGGAGUCUUCCAUCCGCUGGGCCGAUGGAUUCCUGCUGCUCUACUCCAUCACGCAGCGCCGCAGCUUCCUGGAGGUCCCACGACUCAAGACGCUCAUCGACAAAACCAAACACAGUCUGAUUGCUCCUGCAGUGCUGGUCGCCAAUAAAGCAGAUUUGGAAAUCGGCAGGGAGGUGACAACAGAGGAAGGACAGAGGCUUGCGAAGGAUUUAAGGUGUGGUUUUAGGGAGUUGUCUGUGGCCGAAGCAGUUUUAGCAGUGGAAGCAGCAGUUCUUCAGCUCAUUAGGCAGGUGUUGGAUCAGCAGCGCCCUCUGCCUGACCGUCGCUCCUACAUGCUGACAGUUCGCCACGCUCUGACCAGGAAACUGACCCGAUCUAAGACCAUGCAGUGGUGACACACAGCCCGCGCUUCACUGAAACAUGAAGCUACGUCAACAGGAAGUGUGAUGAGAAAGAAAACCUCCAAAGAGUUCUGUAAAUGUUCAAGACGUGCCGUGUAUAUGUGGACCGGUUUCAGAUCUUUUAUGGAACACAGAUGAUUUCCUGCAGCUUUUGGCUUUCUGGAUUCAUGCUUGUUAAGGCCUUGGUUUCAAAAUAUAACACAGAGAACGUGUACGACAUGACAGCUGUUUUUGCGAAGUAAAUCCCUGCAGAUAAAAAGUCAA